GCGGGGCCGAGGUGGCGGCGGCCCCCGCCGGGCGGCUCCUGAGGCGGGAGCUGCGGCUGCUCGAGUCCAUCUUUCACCGCGGCCACGAGCGGUUCCGCAUCGGCAGCGCCUGCCCGGACGAGAUCAGCUGCGAGUUCGUCCCGGGGGCCGGGGCCCGCGCCGGCGCCUCUGCCUCCCGGGGGCCGCCGCCGGGACCCGUCCGUAUUCACUGCAACAUCACGGUGAGGCCCGGGGGGCGGCGGGCCCGGGCUCUGCGGGGCACCGCGAGGCGGCCCCGGGACCGAGCGGCUGCUCCUUCGCGGGGACGGGGCUGUCGCCGUUGGGGCCCGGGGUGAGCCGGGCCUGUGCCCCAACGUCCCUGCGCUGGCUGCGGCGGGCGGCUGCCCCCGUCCCCCCGCGGGAGCGCCCCGCCGGCCGCGCGAGCUCCUCGGGGCCGCGGCUCACGCAGAGAACGGCCGGGGCGCAGUGCCCGGCGGCGCUCCCGCCGCCCCGGUGUGCGAGAGCAGGCCGUUCCCCGUGGUGUUUGGAACCCCCAGCCCUGUCCCGCUGCUCGUGCCCAGGCGUGGAGCCCCUGAGGCCGCCCUCGUUCUCCCUGCUUCCCCCGGGUUUGUUUCGGAGGGUUUCCCGGCGGGCCCUGAUCUCCCCGGAGAGGAGACACCUGCGGAUUCAGCGUCACCCUGCUCUGGUUCAUCCGCACCGGUGUUUUAGGGAUCCCGGUGCUGGAUGGCUCGGUGCCGGUGUGCUGAUGCCCUCUUUGGUCACGAGUUCCAGCUGGUUUGUGUCUCCAGACGAGGAGGGCUAGCAGAGCUUGGACAGCCCCAUGUGUAGAUUCUCAAUGGGACUAAUGACCAGGAUUUUCUGGAGGGGCAUGUUGGGAGUGUUGCCAGAGGCCUUGUCCUGGAUUAAAGGAGUCUUAUCCAGCUGUUCCCCCAAUCUGGUCUGUGGAGUCAGAUGAUCCCAACCUGGCAGCUAUCCUGGAGAGGCUGGUGGAAGUCAGGAAAGGAAACACCUUGCUUUUGCAGCACCUGAAGCGAAUCAUCUCUGACCUGUGCAAACUCUACAACCUCCCCCAACAUCCAGAUGUUGAAAUGUUGGACCAGCCUCUGCCGGCAGAACAGAGCACCCAGGAAGAGGUGUCCUCUGAAGAGGAAGAUGAAGAGAUGCCAGAGGACACUGAGGACUUGGACCACUAUGAGAUGAAAGAGGAAGAGCCGGCAGAUGGGAGAAAGACGGAGGAUGAAGGCAUUGGGAAAGAAAACCUGGCCAUUUUAGAGAAAAUAAAAAAGAACCAGAGGCAAGAUUACUUAAAUGGUGCAGUGUCUGGGUCUGUGCAGGCCACUGACCGGCUAAUGAAGGAGCUCAGGGAUAUUUACCGAUCACCAAGUUUCAAGGGCGGAUACUAUGCAGUUGAACUAGUGAAUGACAGCCUGUACGAUUGGAACGUCAAACUCCUGAAGGUUGACGAGGACAGCGCUUUGCACAACGAUCUUCAAAUCCUCAAAGAGAAAGAAGGAACAGAUUUCAUCCUCCUCAACUUCUCUUUUAAAGAUAACUUUCCUUUUGAUCCACCAUUUGUAAGGGUUGUAUCCCCGGUGCUGUCAGGGGGGUAUGUUUUGGGUGGUGGUGCCAUCUGCAUGGAGCUGCUUACGAAACAGGGCUGGAGUAGUGCCUACUCCAUCGAGUCGGUGAUCAUGCAGAUCAGUGCAACGCUGGUGAAAGGGAAGGCACGAGUACAAUUUGGAGCCAACAAGAACCAGUAUAGCCUGACAAGAGCACAGCAGUCCUACAAGUCCCUGGUUCAGAUCCAUGAGAAGAAUGGCUGGUAUACACCACCCAAGGAGGAUGGCUAGUGUGGAUGCUGCAGGACCAAUCUGAAUAUCUUCUGGAUGCUCUACUUGGAUCUUAGUGAUGCCUCUUGGCUUUCUCCCAGGAUGUAAUAGCUCUGCCUGUUGCAGGACAAUACUGGCUGUUCAAAACUCUAAAUAACUGUUUAAGGAGUUGGACUGACCCAGAACACUUGCUGGGCCCAUGCUAGCAGGCAUUCUUAUUAAAACAAACUCUUGAGCCUCUUGUAUUGCUGGAAACUUUUGACUCUACUCCAGUCUAGAGCAUCCUCCUUACCUAUGCUAUGGAUUUAAUUUAUUUUCUUAUUUCAUGUACACUGCUUUUUUUUGUUACGGUGUAUGAUGGAUGUGUAUGGAAAAUGUAUCUUUGGAGAAAAAUUACAGUUUGUUAAUUUGA
Messenger RNA from Onychostruthus taczanowskii (white-rumped snowfinch), 2241 nucleotides. RefSeq names its product ubiquitin conjugating enzyme E2 Q1 (gene UBE2Q1). The coding region runs from base 1089 to 1850 and encodes 253 amino acids. NCBI's taxonomy places the organism in Eukaryota, Metazoa, Chordata, Aves, Passeriformes, Passeridae. The record is from RefSeq and is a predicted model, not a curated record. The transcript is spliced from 13 exons.